AUGCGCGUCUGCAUUCAUUUGGGCCUACAAGAGGCAUUGUGGACAGACACCGCGUCUAAAGAGUCCGUUUUUGGCGCGUUAUGGCUGCUGCCGAGCAAGGUUGCUAGCUCAAAGCGUCGUCGCUCGUCUCGUUUCUCUCUCCACCACCACCACCACAUUCCCUCCUUGCGCCUCACUUUGGCCCGUGUCACUGUCUCUGUCGCUGUCUCGUCUCGUCUCACUUUCCUUGCCACCUUGGAUUCCCACUCGUUUUUUUUCGAGAUCCAGACCUUGCCCCGCACCCUGCAAUCACCAAACCCCUACUCCAACGGCGAAUGCCCAGCGAGCGCACACCACACAAUCCUUAGACACUACGCCACGCAACGUUCGACAACAAGCAGCAGCUGA
This is a messenger RNA of Vanrija pseudolonga, 387 nucleotides long. RefSeq lists its product as uncharacterized. The record is from RefSeq and is a predicted model, not a curated record. Lineage: Eukaryota; Fungi; Basidiomycota; Tremellomycetes; Trichosporonales; Trichosporonaceae. Bases 1 to 387 code for a protein of 128 amino acids. The transcript is spliced from 2 exons.